Molecule: messenger RNA, 1851 nt
Organism: Penicillium salamii
Lineage: Eukaryota; Fungi; Ascomycota; Eurotiomycetes; Eurotiales; Aspergillaceae
Source: the annotation of a GenBank genome assembly
AUGGCAGCCAAACGCCCCAAUUUCCUCGUUGUUGUCGCAGACGAUCUCGGUUUCUCUGAUGUAGGCUGCUUCGGUGGUGAAAUUCGUACCCCCAACAUCGAUCAGAUUGCCAAAGAGGGCCUUCGAUUCACCGACUUCCAUGCUGCAGCUGCAUGCUCCCCCACACGCGCCAUGAUCAUGACAGGCACCGACCAUCAUAUCGCCGGACUAGGGAACCUCAUCGAAUGGACCAACAUCUCUGGCCAGAACGGCCCCAAAGGAUCUGCCAUGAGCACCGCACCCCAGCGUGGCAUGCCGGGGUAUGAGGGAUUCCUCAACGAGCGAGUCGUGGCAUUGCCAGAGGUUCUUCGCGAUGGGGGCUAUCACACAAUGAUGUCGGGGAAAUGGCACCUGGGAUUGACGCCCGAGCGAUCACCACACAAGCGCGGAUUCGAACGUUCAUUCGCCCACCUCCCCGCUUGCUCAAACCACUAUGCCUAUGAGCCUGAGCUCAAAGAUAAAGACCAGAUUCCCACUUUCAUUGAGGCGAGUUAUAUCGCCCUGCACAUGGAAGACGGGGAGUAUGUCCGUCAUCUUCCGGAGGGCUGGUACUCGUCUGAUGGAUAUGGGGAUAAGAUGGUCGACUAUAUCAAGGAAUGGAAAGAGAGUGGUGGACAUGGCGGUCCAGAUGGAAAGGGAGAUCGCCCAUUCUUCGGUUAUCUCCCUUUUACUGCACCGCACUGGCCGCUCCAGGCACCUCGCGAGUAUAUCGACCACUACCGCGGCGUAUACGACGAGGGCCCCGAUGUACUUCGUCAGAAGCGAUUGCAACGUCUGAAGGAAUUGGGGAUGGUGCGCGACGACGUCGAAGCGCACCCCGUGCAAGCGGAGGAAGUCAAACCCUGGGAGGAGUUCAGCGACGACGAGAAGAAGAAGUCUUGCGUUGCGAUGGAGGUGUUCGCUGGCAUGGUCGAGUGCAUUGACUCGAAUGUCGGUAAGGUUGUCGAAUACCUGCGCUCGAUAGAUGAACUGGACAACACAUUUGUCUGCUUCAUGUCCGACAAUGGUGCCGAGGGUGCUGCAUACGAGGCCUACCCGAUGGUUCAAAACGGGGUGAUGCCCCAUCUCCAAAAGUACUACGACAAUAGUCUUGACAACCUCGGAAAUGGCAACUCGUUCAUCUGGUACGGUCCCCGCUGGGCGCAGGCUGCCACCGCCCCGUCGCGCCUGUACAAGGCGUAUACCACGGAGGGCGGCGUCCGCGUGCCAUUCACCUGCCGUUUCCCCAAAAACCUGGCUGUCAACCCAGUCAACGUUACAAACGGCAUUACCGAUCAAUUUGCAACAGUCAUGGACCUGGCCCCCUCGAUCCUGGACAUGGCGGGACUCAAGCACCCAGCACCAACAUACCAAGGUCGCGAGGUGGUGACGAUGCGCGGACGCAGUUUCCAGCCUUGGGCUGUCGGCGAGGCUGACCGUAUCCACCCGGUAGACUUUAUUCAAGGCUGGGAAACAUGUGGGCGAGCUGCACUGCGCUGCGCAGACUGGAAGAUUGUGUUCAUUCCCAAGCCCAAAGGCCCGGAGAAGUGGCAGCUGUAUAACCUGGUUCAGGAUCCUGGGGAGAUUCACGAUCUCGCAGAUGCCGAGCCAGCGAAAUUAAAACAGCUACUGAAGCUAUGGGAUCAGUAUGUCCUCGAAACCGGAGUUAUCCCCCUCUGUCCUGAUCUCGGAGAGUUCUUGGAGGCGACCGAGGCUCAGAUGCCGGAGAAUGCAUGGAUGGAGUUUGACUACUGGAAGGAGGGUGCGAGGGAUGCCCCAGAACAGUUUUCACGUCAGCCGCCACGGUUCAAGAGAACCGAGAGACCUUUCUAG